This is a messenger RNA of Annulohypoxylon truncatum, 1192 nucleotides long. RefSeq lists its product as uncharacterized. The transcript has a single exon. The coding region runs from base 214 to 1092 and encodes 292 amino acids. The record is from RefSeq and is a predicted model, not a curated record. Lineage: Eukaryota; Fungi; Ascomycota; Sordariomycetes; Xylariales; Hypoxylaceae. Gene Ontology annotation, molecular function: lyase activity.
CGCUACUAUACCCGGCCGGGUUGCCGGUGGAGUACCGGAUGCCGGAGACGAUUAUUGAAAAGGCAUUACGGCCGAAAGCUAUUAAGCGAAUCCCAUUACAAGCGCUGAAUAUCUAGGGUGUUUUUAAUAGUAUAUACAUAGUCCACCGUCGACGAAGGGCCUUUCCGAGAGACCGGCUUGUGAAUAAUCCCACUCAUCCAAGUAACACCAACGAUGGACGCCACCAACAUACCUACGGGUUUGCACCACCGAAUGCCCAUUGUUUUUGGUCCCUUUCCGGGCCCCAGACAAUCAUUCGAUGGGCAUCGUCGGGAUGGAUCUUCGACAACGAGCAAGGAAGCAUUUGUAACUUUCAAAACACCGAAAAGCGCUGUUUCUAGCUUGCUUCCACCGGGCUUCUCCUUUCAGGACACGUCCUCGCCAGACGAGUGCGCGUACGUAACUGUCGCGCCAAAGCGUCUAGACAACCUCGAAUGGUUGGGAUAUAGGGGAUAUAAUCUCUUCAGUUUCUUCAUCCACGGCAUUCAAUACACUACGCCACAAGGUAUAACACGCAAAGGCACAUACCUCCCUGUCCUCUGGGAAGAUCUAGCGGACCCGAUCAUUAGCGGGCGAGAGGAACUGGGAUUCCCGAAAUUGUUCGCCGAUAUCUCGAUUAGCGAGACCCAGGGCAUCUACCGCAUGUCAGCGUCGUGGAUGGGGUCCCGCUUCGUUGAUCUCAGUUUGGAUAAUCUCCACGAGGUGGAGGGUAUCGCAACGCCGCUUGCGCCUCCGGAAGCAGGCAUAGACGACGGGACUCUUCUAUACCGCCACAUGCCAACCCCAGGCAACCCCGGUGUUAGUGAGGUUGACUACCCAGUCUUUGUUUCAUAUGCCGAGGAGAGGAAAAUGCAGCCAGUGUCAACGGUCCGACGUUUCGUCGGGUCAACAGGCGAAGUUAUAUGGCAUCCGCUAGACUGGCAGAGUCUCCCUACUCUGCAUCAUAUAGUGAAACGACUAGCAGAUAUUCCCGUUACCUCUAUUGUAAAGUGUGGUUUAACUGAGAAAGUUGGUAAUUCAGAUCUCUCAUCGGCAAGGAAUGCCAACAUCUAAACCAUACAUGGAAAGUCUAUUGCAUGAUUAUAGUUACUCUAGUUAGUUAUAUGAAACAAAUGUAUCUUUUCCGUUAUAAUUAAUUUUAUUUGUUCCUCCG